AUGGCCAGCAAAGGCACCACUACUGCCACCACCGGCCAACCCCCUCUGGUGCUGACCGAGUCUCCGGUCGAUUCAGUGCCUAAGCAAGACCGCCGCAUGAGCGACGAAUGGGACGCGGCCAAAGUACCCCCUAGCCGCUUCCAAAAACGAAAGGGCUCCAUCUACGCUACGCCCAGCUCUCGCGACGGCCACGUCGACCGCAACUACCAAGACAAGUACCACGCCAAGAUUGCCGAAAUGACCAAGAGCAAGUAA
Messenger RNA from Cordyceps militaris CM01, 255 nucleotides. RefSeq lists its product as uncharacterized. The transcript is spliced from 2 exons. Lineage: Eukaryota; Fungi; Ascomycota; Sordariomycetes; Hypocreales; Cordycipitaceae. The coding region runs from base 1 to 255 and encodes 84 amino acids. The record is from RefSeq and is a predicted model, not a curated record.